Molecule: messenger RNA, 2659 nt
Organism: Podarcis raffonei (Aeolian wall lizard)
Lineage: Eukaryota; Metazoa; Chordata; Lepidosauria; Squamata; Lacertidae
Gene: CEP76
Product: centrosomal protein 76
Exons: 12
Coding region: 208-2118 (636 amino acids)
Source: RefSeq, a predicted model, not a curated record
GGGUGAGGCUUCCGUUUCUGGUUGGCUGAAGACUGAGCCAAUGGGAGCUCUGCAAAAGCUGGUCUGGACACAGGCGGGUGAGUGCGCGGGAGGGUUCGCGUCUCCCUGGUGUCAAAGCCGCUCUUUCCUUUUCGGAAGAUCCCCUUAAAGUUAACGCCCAGCUCGUUUUUGUUUCCCUCCCCAAGAAAUUGUAGCAGCUGCCCAGCCAUGGCUCUGCCUCCGGAGAAAGCCUCGGAGCUCAAACAGAUUAUUCACCAGCAGUUAACUAAGAUGGAUGUUCACAGCAGGAUUCGAGAAGUGCUUGCUGAGACCAUACAUGAAGAACUGCCACCUCAACAUCAGCAGCUAUCCCAAGAAGAUCUAAUGAAAGCCCUCACACGGCGAGGAAUCAUUGAUGAUGUUAUGAAAGAACUAAAUUUUGUAACAGAUAUAAAUGACAAAGAAAUUACUUCAACUCCAAAACCCACUACUCAUUUUGUUGACCGACAGGCAGCCAUGCUGAAGAAAACAAAUAUUGACCCAACACGAAGGUAUCUUUAUCUUCAGGUUUUGGGUGGAAAAGCUUUUCUGGAACAUCUGCAGGAACCAGAACCUUUACCUGGUCAAAUUUGUUCUACUUUGACACUUUGCUUGCAUUUCCGAAACCAACGUUUCCGCUCUAAACCUGUCCCGUGUGCCUGUGAACCAGAUUUCAGUGAUGGUUUUCUACUUGAAGUAUAUAAGGAAAGCUUAGACACAUCUGGUGAGACCACAUUAGUAGCAUCCUAUUUCUUAGAGUGGCGGUCUGUCCUUUGUGCAGAGAACAGGAUUACAAAUGUUGCUGUUGAACUUCUGGGUGUAGGUACAGAAUCAAAAGUUUCUGUUGGAAUACUUAAUAUCAGACUUGAAAUGUAUCCAAAGCUAAAUAAGACACUUUCUCAGGAAAUAGUUACUACUCAGUUUUCUUUAGAACGCCAGAAAACAGCAGAAAAAGAACGCCUGUUUCUUGUUUAUGCUAAGCAGUGGUGGAGAGAAUAUCUGCAGAUUAGGACUUCACACAACACAAGACUGGUGAAAAUUUUUGCACAGGAUGAAAAUGGGAUAAACAGGCCAGUCUGUUCAUACGUCAAGCCUCUUCGAGCAGGCCGACUUCUAGACACACCCAGGCAAGCGGCAAGAUUUGUCAGUGUGCUUGGUUAUGAAAGAGCCCCUAUCAUCGGUGGAGGAAAUAGUAAACAAGAACAGUGGUGUACUCUUCUGGCUUUUCUAUGUAGAAAUAAGGGAGAUUGUGAGGAUCAUGCUAACCUUUUGUGCAGUCUUCUACUGGGAUUUGGACUAGAAGCUUUUGUCUGUGUAGGAACAAAGGCCAAAGGAGUUCCUCACACUUGGGUAAUGACUUACGGGAUUGAUGGAAUAAUCACUUUCUGGGAGAGUUUAACAGGACAUAGAUAUAUCCACAAUCCUAUAAAACCUGAUGAUCCUCCAAUUGUUGAACAACCCAAGCCACUGUAUCCUUACCGAACAAUAGGAUGUGUCUUCAAUCAUCACAAGUUUUUGGCGAACUGCCAGCCUACUGAUGCCGUAGAAGUCUGUUCCUUUGACUUGCAUGAUGAAUCCAAGUGGAAACCAAUGAGUAGUGAAGCAAUCAAAUCUGUAUGUUCUCCAGGAGCCACAACUGCACUUCCUCCUUUUCCUCCUCUCUGUGCUUCGUCAGUAGAUGCUGCAGUGACAAGCAAUGAACUGGAGUUGCAACUGAGAAUGUUAGUGGUAGAACACAGGAAGGACCUUGGUCUUUCAACAGUUUGGGACGACCAGCUUUCCUACCUCUUGUCACCAGCCUUGGCAGCCUAUGAACUUGAACGCACCACAGGUGUUUCUUCAGGUAAUGAAGAAUUUCAAGAUGCCAUCAGGAGAGCAGUACCCGAUGGACACACAUUCAAAGGAUUUCCCAUUCAUUUUGUACACAGAAAUGCAAGGAGAGCAUUUGCUGCGUGCCUUCGGUCUCCUUUUUGUGACGAAAUACUGUGCUGUAGAGGGGACCAAGUGCGACAUGCAGUUCGUGUCAGAGUUUUCACAUAUCCUGAAUCUGCAUGUGCCGUAUGGAUCAUGUUUGCUUGCAAAUACCGUUCCGUCCUCUAAGAAACACUUGCACUUUGAACUGAAAUCCCCCACAGUUAUGUCAAAGUCCCAUUGAGGUCAAAUGCUUCUCACUAUUAAUGAUGUCAGGCUUGCAUUCUGAUCCUGAACACAUUUACUUGGAAGUAAAUCCCAUUGGUUUGUACUCAGCACUGCUAUUCCAGUUGCUCAAACUUACACUUGCACAACUGAACUUGCCCAUCAUCUCUUCCACCCGGCACCCCCUGUGCACUGUUAAAGUCUGCUCCAGUGGGUUGGAGGACCCUCCAGAGCAGAUUUUGAGGGUGUGUAUGGAAGGAGGUGAAGAAGGAAAAGUCCCAUUGUGCAAUUGGAACUCUACUCAGUGUUGGAUACAUCCCACUGAUUUCAGUGCAGCAUUUAUCUAAGUGUGCUUAGGAUCACAGCCUUAAAGAGACAAGAUUGAAUAUUAUUGUAUUUAAUGGUAUGCCUUUAGUAAAGGCUUCUGCCACAAUAUAAUGUUAUGAGUUUUGGCUGUGUGAUUGUGUUCAGAGUAUCAUGACAGAAAAUCUUUGUAUAAAGUGUA